Molecule: messenger RNA, 435 nt
Organism: Hippocampus comes (tiger tail seahorse)
Lineage: Eukaryota; Metazoa; Chordata; Actinopteri; Syngnathiformes; Syngnathidae
Product: protein S100-P-like
Exons: 2
Coding region: 76-366 (96 amino acids)
Molecular function (GO): calcium ion binding; transition metal ion binding
Source: RefSeq, a predicted model, not a curated record
AGCUUCCACCAGGCCCCAUGCAACUCAUCUCCCGCAAUUCCUUCCUGGCGGCGCUCGCUGACGUCCCUUUCCACAAUGUGUGACUUAAAUUUAACUGCACUGGAGAAGACCUUUUUCACUCUCUACCAAGUCUUUGACGAACACGCCGGCGCCGAUGGGAAGAAGGCCACCCUGGACAAGAAGGAGGUCAAGACCCUGAUGAAGAAAGAGCUGCCCAAUCUUUUGAAGGCAGCACAGGGAAACCCAGACGGGCAAAAGCUUCUCAUGGAUUUUGAUGGAGAUGGAGAAAUUGACUUCAAGGAGUUCAUGAUCACCAUUUCCUGCCUCGCCUGCUUCUUCAAAUUGGCUUGCUGUCCUGAGAAGUGAGUGGCAGGAUGUGCCCUCUGACAACACCUGGUGGAGGUUACUGAAAUAAAACCGGUUUCAGUGCUUGAA